Molecule: messenger RNA, 258 nt
Organism: Cooperia oncophora
Lineage: Eukaryota; Metazoa; Nematoda; Chromadorea; Rhabditida; Trichostrongylidae
Source: the annotation of a GenBank genome assembly
AUGGUCCUCGAGCCGGACGGUAAAGCGCACGGUGUACUCUUUUUGAACAGUAAUGCACAGGAAGUGACAACAACUCCAGGAUCAGCGUUAAUUUACAGAACAAUCGGCGGAAAUUUGGAUCUCUACUUUUUUCCAGGACCAACUCCUGGGAGAGGUCACCCAGCAAUAUCUAGCUUUUAUCGGGAAACCCCUUCUUCCCGCCUAUUGGGCACUUGGUUUCCAGGUGAAGUCUCUCAGAAAAUUCUUCUACAAUUGUAG